Gossypium raimondii (Peruvian cotton) is the source of this 1616-nucleotide messenger RNA. RefSeq names its product 60S ribosomal protein L5. The transcript has 9 exons. Lineage: Eukaryota; Viridiplantae; Streptophyta; Magnoliopsida; Malvales; Malvaceae. Gene Ontology annotation, biological process: translation; ribosomal large subunit assembly. Gene Ontology annotation, cellular component: ribosome; cytosolic large ribosomal subunit. Gene Ontology annotation, molecular function: 5S rRNA binding; structural constituent of ribosome. The coding region runs from base 824 to 1192 and encodes 122 amino acids. The record is from RefSeq and is a predicted model, not a curated record.
CCUAAAAUUUCCCCCUAAAAUCGGUUUCCUCAAAACACCUAAUUCUUACUGAGCAAGCCAAAAUGGGGUUUCACGGUCUAUGGGAACUGCUAGCUCCCGUCGGGGGCCGCGUGUCCGUCGAAACCCUAGCCGGAAAGAAACUCGCCAUCGAUGAAUUCUGAAGUGGGCCUAUUGUCGUUGAGGAACAAUCGUUGCACCUUCUCCUUCUUCUCGUUUCGCUGCUAAUUCGCUGAAUCGUUGUUGCCUUUGGUUGCCAGGCUUUGACAAAUCCAGAUCAACCAGACUUCCUCACACUCAGAGAUCCAAAGCUUUUAUUGAAGGCAAGUGAAAAAAAGGAUAUAAACGAGGUGAUGAUGGCAGCGGAUGCGAGCUCGAUGAGAGGAGGUGGAACAACGUCAUUUGCGUCGUCUCCGUCGUCGAAUCUGCUUCCUAAUAACCUCCUUCUCCUUACGGCCUUCCUCGCUUUUGCUCUCGCCCAGUUUCUCAAACUCUUUACCAAUUGGUUCGUUCUUUCUUAAUCUCUGCAUUUCCUUUUUGCUUUCAUUCUCUCUGUAAUCUAUCUUCUAAUUUCGAGUCUUCCUUGAAUUUUCUUUGCCCCUUUUUGCUUUUAAAGUACACCAGUACCACUUUUUAUUUUUUUCCUUCGUUUUCACUGGGAAUUUCUCUGCCACAAGAGUGGUUGUUUUGGUUUUGCGGAGUUGCAGGGGUUAUUCUAGUAUUCACCUCGCAAGAUUUGAAGCAAAAUCCGUUUCCGUGUGAUGGCUACUCAGUGGCUAGGAUUGUGAACUCCAUUUUCAACAAAACUCAGCUUUAGAAAAAGGAAAUGGAGAAGGAAACCCAAGUUCAAAUUCCAAGGAUGAAGCUGAGUACUCGAGAAUUGGAGCCUUUCGUUAAAGCUCAAAAGACCAAGGCGUGUUUCAAGAGAUAUCAAGUUAAGUUCAAGAGAAGGCGAGAGGGCAAGACGGAUUAUCAGGCCAGGAAUCGUCUUAUUAAUCAGGACAAGAACAAAUACAACACCCGAAAAUAUCGUUUAGUUGCACGAUUUACCAACAAGGAUAUAAUUGCACAAAUCAUACAUGCUAGUAUUUCUGGUGAUGUAGUUCUUGCAACAGCUUACGGACAUGAGCUUCAUCGCUAUGGAUUUGAAGUUGGCCUUACAAAUUAUGCAGCAGGAUUUGGAAUGUUGCUAUAGUCAAGGCCACAAAUCAUCAUGAACGCCCUGCAAAAGAAAAACACAUUAGAGAAGUUUGCUUUCAAUUUGAGCAAAUUUAAGUCACUACUCAGAGAUAGGCUCUUGCAUGAAAGACCUGUUGAAGAGGAGAGACCACCUUCAGUGUCACCCUCUUAUCUUAAUUUUGCAGUCACAACUCAGAGAUAGGUUCUUGCAUGAAAGACCUGUUGAAGAGGAGAGACCACCUUCAGUGCCAGUGAGUGAAUUAAAUCAAUUAAGUCACAACUCAGAAGUAAAAUAUCCAUUAGCCUGUUACUUUAUUAGAAUGUGUUAUAUUCCCUCAACAAUGUCUAAUUGGAGUUUAUAGAAGCAAUAAACCCAUGUAGUAAACAGUGAAUGCAGUAAACCCAUUUUAGUCUAAUUUCAAAGGGUUUUUGAAUUUCCA